UCCAUUGCACGUGCAAUGUGUACUCCGGCGUGUUAAUCCGACAAAAUGUCCACAUCUUUGUUCGAGCAAUUACAACGUCUGAAAGCUCCCCAGACGGGAGUCGUAGCAGACUCCAAGAAGCGAGCCUCCAUACUAUUCGAUCCCAAAGAGGCUGCCACCAAGGAUCGUCGCACAAUUUAUGAUUUGGGUAUACAUGGCCUGCAAGAGCUCAUAGUGCUCAAUCCCACAUUUCAACAAUUCGAGCAAACCCUAUUCGAUGAGAAUACCCUGCAAAUGGAGAGGGCUGUAGAGUUACAGGAAGUCAAUGAGUUGUUGAAUCGAAACAUAAAAAAAUUUCUACAACAUCUGAGCCCCUAUUUUCUGCUCAGACCAGCCCAUAUGUGUCUGGAAUGGCUGGUGAGGCGUUUCCAAGUGCAUGAAUAUAAUCGCAGUGAAUUGAUGGCCUUGGUCUUGCCCUAUCAUGAAACAAAUGCCUUUGUCAAGGUUAUACAAACAUUUCGUUUGAAGGAGUCGGACAAGGAUUGGUAUUGGCUAAAGCCUCUACAGAAACCUGGAAAACCUUUGGCCAAGUCUACCAUAUUGAAUAAGGCAGCCACUGAUAAGGGCUUCUUGAGUUUUGUAUGUAAAAUUACCAUAGAGGCCAUUAAGGAGUUGGGACCCCAAGCCCAUCUGUUGCAAACGCAAAUGAAUUUUUAUGGCUCAGUGGUGGUGGGUGCCCUGGAGGCGGCCGCCUCAGCUAUACAAGAAUGGCACAUCAGCACUGUUCUACCUUCUCUCAUCAAAGGUUUGACGUCAGAGACCAUAGAUUUUGUAUCCUCGUCGUAUAUCAUAGCCGCCCGCUUGUUGGUGGCCCGUACCCAGGUGACACCAAAACUGUGCAACGCUCUUCUAACAAAAGUGGCUGCUGUGAAAUUUGAGCGUUUGCAACGUACUGCUGUCCUAUUGCUUAUAUGGAUUUUUGAUAGUCAAAAAUCCUCACAACCCAAAUUCAAUGAGAAUACCCUGCUGCGUUUGGUACAAGAAAAGUGGUUGAUAAACAUUUUGGCAACUUUAGCCAAAGAGAAUGUAGACAUUCAAGCCCUUUGUCUAGCGCUGAUAAAGGACUCUGUUUAUGCCAUACAUGAAGAACAUGCACAAACAGCAGUUUUCCAAAAGUUUCUGGAUACUCUUAUUGGAGAGGUGGUCUUCCCCCAAAGUACAGCUCAAAGUAUCAUCAGCACAUUUUUGGACUGCUAUACACCCACAGCUGCUGCAUCCCCCAGCAACAAUUCAUCGACUUUGAAAGAUGGUGAUGUCAUUGAAUUAGAUUCCGAGGAGGAUGAAGCAAUGCCUAAUGUAAAUUUCCAAUCUUGGUAUUCGGAUUAUUUGCACAAAUUGGAACGACAAUAUCCCACAGCCUUCGAUUUGACUAUUAAAGAGUCGUUGUCGAGCAAAAAUUUGGAAACCUCUGUAAAUCGCAGCAAAGCUUUAAAAAUGGCACUGGGUUAUCGCCUACAAUCCUUUGGUAAUGGCGCCAGUGAUAUCUAUGAAAGUCUUUAUCAUCAUGCUGCCCACAUACGCUUGACGGCCAUACGAAGUUUGAUUGGAAAUCUUAAAGAUUAUCAGAAGAGGCCACGCAACUAUCAAUUGCUCAAAGAAUGUCUGGCUGAUCGUAUUGUAGAUGAUAACGCGGAAAUAGUAGAGGAAAUCCUUAAACUCCCCACCACUGAUAUAUUGACAAUAAUGGGAGCCCAGAAAUUCGUGGAAGCUCUUAUGGCAAUGUUAUAUAAAUUACAAAUCGAUCCAGGACAAUGGGCCAAACUAAGCACCAAGGUGGUGCAGCAUAUAACCAGCCAAAUGGUUAUCGAAGAAUAUGACAAUAACUUGAUAUUGAUAGCCAUAAUGCCUUUGAUAUUCCCCGUUAACAGUGAGGCCACCUGUACCAAGGCAAUAGAGGAAAUCGUCAAAAGUCCAUUGGCUGGCAGGAUACAAUUUCUAAAGAAAUUGCAAGUGAAGGCAGGCGAUAAAUUCAAUGUGGCAGAUUUUAAGAGACAAUUCCUGAAUGUGGUCAGCUCUAGUCGAGAAACCCCCAAUGUGCUGGCCCUCUUUGAGAGUGUGCAGUCGCAGGGGGAGGAUUACUUGCGGCAGACCAUACAAUUGUACCACUUCCUUAUGUUGGUGACGGCCUGUUUGAAACACAACUAUAAGGCCCGGGAGAGUCUGCAGAUCUUUGAGCAAAUCUCUGGCUAUUGUCGCAAAUUCAAACUCAAACAUUUGGAAAAUGAGCAAUGGAAAUUCAUAAACCAAUUGCGCUAUAUACCCUUGGAAUUGUUUAGUGAUUUUUUGCUAAGCCUAACAAAGCAAACGGAUUUAAAUGCCUUGGCCCAGGUCUCAUGGGAAGAUGCCAAUGUACAAGAGGAGCUUCGAUAUUUCAUUAAAGUUUUGGAAUUUAUUGCGGAGCAAUGUUUUAGCAGUGACAAAAAAGCGGAGGAGCAGUUAGAAUGGUCGAAAAUCUUAAAGGAACUUUUUGAUAAUGUCUUUAGGGCGGAUGCCACUUUGAAAGCCAACUUUUUGGUCAACUUCUAUGUGUAUGAGGAGAGAGCCGAAUUCCUGGACUACCCAGUAAUGCGUUUAAGGGCUUUUAAGCUAAUGCAGGCUUUGUUAAAGAAUACCCAGCAUUCGAAGGGAUUAAAAUUGGAAGCUGAGCAUAUACUGAAAAUUUCCAUAGCCUUGCUAAGUUCAUCACAGGUUUUGAGAUUAGAGGCCUUGCAGACCUUGAAAACUCUGAUGCAGGCCAAUGUCGAUUUGAAUGAGACCUCAAAAGUUUUUGUUAAAUCCCUGCUGGAACGCUGGGAAGAGGUGUCCAUGGACAAUGAACAAUUUCCCUUGAUUGUUUAUGCUCUACUCAAGUUUGGAGAAAGCAAACAAACUCAGCAAAUGGGCUCCAAGAUGUUGAAAGACAUUUUAAAGCUGCUACAAGGCAAUGAGAGCUUGGAGCAGGCGGUAUUUGCCAAGCAAUUGCUUAGAAUGAUAGUCCAUAUCAAUGAUGAUGAAGAUAUGGUCAGCAAACUCAUACCUCUAGCUUUGCAGACACUGCAGAAGUAUUCACUGGAAAAUUCCUUGAAAAUUUUGGCCGAACCCUAUGCCUCAAUCUUUCGUUUGAUCUGCGAGCGUCUCAAUGUUCAAAGCAUAGAAAAUGUCUUGAUGGACAAUCCCAAGGCUUGGCAGUUGAUGGAGUUGGUAUUCCACAGCAACAUGGUAUACCUCAGCGAAGGGGGAAGUUUGAAGCCAGUGCCUUGUGUGUUUCUGGAGUGCCUGGAUGAGAGGGUAUAUGAGAAAAUGCCCUCCAAGUUUAAGCAACAAUUUCUGCUGUUGAUUAUAGGUACACUGGCUGAAGCUGAAAAUGAUUCCAUCUUUUUGGCAGCCAAUAAACUUCUGAAGAAAUGCCAAAUGGAUUGCCGACCUUUGGUAGAGGUUUUGCAAAAUAUGUAUAAAUCCUGCGUGGAGCAGGGCAAUAAAUCCCCAGCCCCUCAACGCCGUCAAGGAAAAAAACGCGAAACCAUGCAAUCACCUGUGGUGCAAGUGCAAGGUGUCGAAUGGAAGCAGGGCAUAGUGCUGAUGGAAUUGCUGGAAAAUAAAAAGAAAUUGGAAAAUACUUCCCUCCUAAUACCGCCCCUCUUUGAUCUGCUUAACUGCUGCCUGGCUGUGGAGGAACAGUCUUUGGUGGAGUAUACCAAACAGUUGGUGUUGUCGGCUUUAUUGCAUUGCUGCCAGAAGGCUACUGAAGAUGGCUGCAAUUUGCAAACCUCCUUACCCAAAACCACCUUCCGCAUGGAUCAAAUAGUGCAAUGCCUAAGGGCCUCUCAAAAUCCCCAGACACAUCACAAUGCCUUGCUGCUACUGUCCCACUGUGCUGCUCUAUUCCCUCAGCAAGUGCUUCAUAAUAUUGUGGAUAUUUUCACAUUUAUGGGCUCCUCGGUGGUGCGUCAUGAUGAUGCCUUUAGUUUCCACAUCAUCAAUGACAUCAUAGUCUCUAUUGUGCCCAUUUUGGUUGAGGACAAAUCCGCUGUCAUACCUGUCCUUAAAGUUUUCUCCGAUAUAAUGCUGGAUGUGCCUGAACAUAGGCGCCUGCCUUUGUAUACCAAACUUAUAAGCACCUUGGGCUCCGAACAAUAUCUUUGGAUGUUUUUGUGUGUGGUCUUUGAGGCCCAUGUCAUCGAUGAUGAAAAGCAAAGACUUUUGCAAAAGAAAAAUCCCAAACCGCCCACGGCUGCCAGUCAUGAUCAAGUGGCCAAGAGAAUUGAAAUUGUUUUGGAGCUGAGCAAUAGUUUUGCUCCACCUAUCAUUUUGGAUAGCUGUAUACAGCUUAUGAAAUACAUUGCCGAAUUGCCCAUGGCCAAGCAGCAUAAGCCCCAAAGUGGUAAAUCUCUAACAGCAAAUGCCGAUAGCUCGGAGGCUUGUCUGUUUGAUGUUCAGGCCCGCUCUGCCAAACAAUUGAGGCAUUAUAAAUAUGUCAUCAUGCAAUUCCUCUCCACCAUAACCUCCUCCCACGAAUUCCUUAAGAAAAUAGCUGCCCUCGGCGAUGAAGAGCUGCUGGAAAUGAAGAGCUUCUAUCAAAAGUUCAUCAUACGCAUAUUGUCCUAUGUGCCCUUGGUCACCGCAGCCAUUGAGAAAGCCGAAGAAACUUCGGAACAGAAAUUCUGGAAAGUUAUUUUACAUCAUCUGCACGAUGUUUUGGACAAUUCCAUAUCCUUGCUAUCGGCUGAAAUGUUUUUGGUGGUGGUCAAUGGUCUCAUGCAACAUCAACUUUUAUCCAUACGCAAGAAAGUCAUUGAAUUGUUGAUCAACAAGCUACAGCAAAAGGAUGCUUUCUUUGAGGCUGUCAAUCCCAAGCAUUUCGAUAAUCUUCUAAAGCCUUUAUCCGAAAUUAUUGGUGGUAUUUUGGAACGCAGUGAUGCAGCUGCUGCUGCUGCUGGGGAGCAUAACGAAUUGGUGUUUUUGCAACAAACUGCUUUGAUUGCCAUCAAACUGCUGUCCAAAUCAUUCGCCUUCAAACACAUUGCCGAAUUCAAAGAGAUGUUGACCACCCUCACCCUGAUUGCCAAACAGCGUGCAAAUAUUUCCAAAAUUGUUUUGGCCACCGUAGUUUUGACCAUGAUUGAAAUUUCUUCGAAUUUGAAAGCGCACUCAAUCGCCCAUUUGCCCAAAUUUAUGCCUCAUCUCAUCGAAAUACUUCAGGAUCAAGCUGAGCUGGUGAGACAACAGGCGCCGGAUAAUGUUUGUGUGGCCAUUGUUACGGGAAUGCAAAAGCUCUUUGAAGCUCUGCCCCUAUUCUUGGGACCUUACAUUGUGGACAUCAUCACAGCUCUUAGUUCAGUGGGAACCCGCAUUAAGGCACAGCAUAAUGAAAAAGAUCAAAGAUCUAGUAGUGCUUUGUUGAAAAUCAACAGCAUUUGGUCAAAAAUCGCCACAGAAGUUCCCUUGCGUAUAUUGGUACCGUCCUGUGAUAAGGCCUAUGGCAAAUUGAUGACCACCAAAAACUAUGCAGACAUAGCAGUACUCAUGAAACUCCUACAUCAAGCCAUAACACAUGCACAAAACAAGGACUUGGCCAUUGUUCUUGGUGAAUUGACGUGCAUCUUUAUGCAGGCUUUGGAAUUCCGCUUGCAAAUGAAACAAUCCAAAAUGUCUAUGGAUGUCAUUGUCCAGACAGAAUCCUCGAUUAUAGAGGCAUUUGUGGCAUGGAUUUUGAAACUGUCCGAGAGUUCAUUUAGGCCACUUUAUCAUAAACUCUACAACUGGGCCCUGCAGGAGAACUCACAGAAGGAGACAUUGUUGACCUACUUUCUGUUGACACAAAAAAUAGGAGAAUCCUUAAAAUCGCUAUUUGUACUCUUUGCCAGCGAAUUCAUAGAAGAUGCGGCACGUCUGCUCAACGAAUGUAAUGCGCACAAAUUCGAAGUGGAUACCCCUGAAGAAUAUCUCACCACAGAACUGUUGAAGGCCAUAUUAAAUACCCUACACAAUAUUUUCCUAUAUGAUAGUAAGGAAUUUGUAAAUGCCCAACGUUUUGAAUAUCUCAUGCCUGCCAUUGUUGAUCAAUUGGAGAAUCGUUUGGUUUUAGAAGAUGAAGGUCUGCAGCAAGCACUCAGCCAGUGCAUAGCCCAACUUGCUGUGGAUGUGUCCAGUGAUGUGUUGUGGAAGCAGUUGAAUUACCAAGUACUGCUCAAGACACGCACCAGUCAGCCUGAAGUUCGUAUAUUUGCCUUUAAUUGUUGCGUUGAGAUAGCUCGUAAAUUGGGCGAGGACUUUACACCAUUGCUGCCUGAAACCGUACCAUUUAUUGCCGAACUAUUUGAAGAUGAAAAUCCACGAGUGGAAAAGAAUACAAGAAAAUCGGUACAGGAAUUAGAAGUCAUAUUGGGAGAAUCAUUACAGAAAUAUUUGUAAAAAUGCAAAGAUUUUUUUUACAUUGCUUUGAAAAAUUUUUAAGCUUUUACAUAAAAAUAAAGUUGAAAAAAUA
Messenger RNA from Stomoxys calcitrans (stable fly), 6502 nucleotides. Its product is annotated as HEAT repeat-containing protein 1 homolog. NCBI's taxonomy places the organism in Eukaryota, Metazoa, Arthropoda, Insecta, Diptera, Muscidae. The transcript is spliced from 5 exons. Gene Ontology annotation, biological process: maturation of SSU-rRNA from tricistronic rRNA transcript (SSU-rRNA, 5.8S rRNA, LSU-rRNA); positive regulation of transcription by RNA polymerase I. Gene Ontology annotation, cellular component: t-UTP complex; 90S preribosome; small-subunit processome. The record is from RefSeq and is a predicted model, not a curated record. The coding region runs from base 46 to 6429 and encodes 2127 amino acids. Gene Ontology annotation, molecular function: snoRNA binding.